Molecule: messenger RNA, 2115 nt
Organism: Pectinophora gossypiella (pink bollworm)
Lineage: Eukaryota; Metazoa; Arthropoda; Insecta; Lepidoptera; Gelechiidae
Exons: 12
Coding region: 185-1612 (475 amino acids)
Source: RefSeq, a predicted model, not a curated record
GAUUACGUCCACUUGAACCGGUCUCUUCGGUGUGACGGUGGAAGAGAAUGGCUCCAUAUGCAUUGCCUGGUCUUUACUAGUUUUAAACCCGAAGCCUUCAACGGCGCACGCGACGGUCAAGUCAAUGCAGCUUUUGUGAAGAAGUGAAAUAAAUAGUGUAGCGGUGAUUUCCAAACGAAGCAAAAUGAGGCAAUCUUCGACGUUAAUAUUGCUGGCGGUUAUGGUGGCGCAGGCCUACUGUGCACCUCAAUUAAUUUCCUUUAAAGACGGCAAAAUCGGCGUAAACUUCGCCGGUUACCAUGCAGCAGCUGGUCUCGGAGGUUUAUUGGGCAAUGGCGCAACCGGUGGAUUAUUCGCUGAAGCCGGUACUCCACACGGACAGUCUGCUAGAGCCGGUCUAGGUGGCGCCGUAGAUGCCAACGGUGGUUCUUCAGGUGGUUUGUAUGCUGGAGCAACGGCAGGAGGCAAUGUGAAGGCGUCUGCAGGCCUAGGCGGAGGAGUUACGGCUGAGAAAUCUGCUGGAACAGGAUACGCCACUGCUCAAGCUGGAGACAGAGUUGCAUCAUCAGGACUGGGAGGCGAGUCAUCCGUUGAAGGAACAUCAGGAUUUACUUUCUCUGGAACUAAAUCCUUUGGUGUUUCUAGUGGAGUUGUAAAACAUGUUGAAGUAGCCCCGCCGUUAGUACAGACAGUUGAAGUGGUAAAGCCUGUACAGAAAGAUGUUACCGUUGACUUGAAAAUUGAUGCCGAUAAUGAAGUUAAACCUCUGCCCCUAGCGAAGGCUGAAAUUGAAUCUAAGUCCGCCGUAGCUGCUGAUUUUGAUGUCAAAGCUCAAGCCCCAGCCACUGUGCUUGUCAAAGAAGUAUACGUUGAGCCGCCUCCACCGGUAGUUGUUGAGAAGCAUGUCUAUCACAGAGUGAAGCCUCAUCGUCACCAUUUCCGUAAGACUGCUUAUAUUGGUGGUUACAUUGGAGGUAAUGGUGGUUUCGAAGCUCCUCCACCUCCGCCGCCACCAGCACCAGUUGUCUACAAGACUGUUCAUGUUCAACCUGCCAUUGAGAAGAGAGUCGAUGUUGGAGUAGAAACUGACGUCCACGCUGGGGCUAGUGCUGGAGCGAAUGUUGGAGGUACCGGUGGCGGACAAAUUGGUUACACAAAACAAGUCACCUUCCAAAGGAACCCCACUUUCUUCGCGGAUAUAUUCAAUAUCCCAAUUUCGACUUUGAAAGCCGUUGGCAAUUUCUUGGGCAACGCAGCGGGCAGUACCAGUGUUUCGGUUCAGAAGUCAGCUUCUGUCCAAGCAGAAAAAGAUUUGUCAUCGAAGCAUGAUUCUUCAUCAUCAGUAGCAUCAUCAGACGCUCAGAUCUCAGUACAAACUCCGAGUGCAUCUAAAUUCAUUGAUGACAUUCUUGCCAUUCCAAUUAAUACUCUGGGGGCUGUUAAUAAAUUUUUAGAAAACAACGUUCCGGCGAGGAAAAAUGUUCAGGUUUCAGAUGACGGAGGUGAACCAACAAAAGUGAGGCUGGGGCCACAUGCGAGACGACGGGCAAACAAGCGAGUCGUGGUCGUCGAACAACCACCUCAACAACCCGAGGAAGCUAAUCCUGUAUAAUUAGUAUAAAGUAGUUGAUAUAAACCAUGUGAUAAAUAUACCCUUUGAGCUGAAAUAAAUCUACAUGUAUAAUAAUAAUACUAUUUCGACGAGUACCAUCAUAAUUUAUGUAAAUCAAUUCAUAAAAUUAAUCAGAAGUUGGUCAUCAAUAACUCCACAAAAUUAAAUAUAUAUUACGUAACAUUAGAGGCUAAUUAAUUGUAUAAUUUGCUUUUGCAACUUCGAAUAUUGUUUUACCGCCUACAGUAUAUAAUAUAUACAAUAUUAUUAUACUUAUCAAAUAAAUGAAAAAUUAUCUUCAGUGAGUGACAUCUACACAGAGGCUCAUAUAAAGAACUUUGUUCAUAAUAAUAAUUUGCUAUAAUUAUACAACAAAAGCAAAAUAAUAUAUACUUUUGUUAUUUGUAAUGUUGAUAAUGUAAAUAUUUUCUUUCUAUUAAUAAUUUUUUAUUAUAAGGUUUUAAUUUAUGCAAGCUCAGUACAAAAUAAAUACAGAAUAUUGA